Ylistrum balloti is the source of this 3584-nucleotide messenger RNA. Its product is annotated as ankyrin repeat and BTB/POZ domain-containing protein 1-like. Gene Ontology annotation, cellular component: cytoplasm; ubiquitin ligase complex. The record is from RefSeq and is a predicted model, not a curated record. The transcript has 13 exons. Lineage: Eukaryota; Metazoa; Mollusca; Bivalvia; Pectinida; Pectinidae. Gene Ontology annotation, molecular function: protein binding. Bases 131 to 1789 code for a protein of 552 amino acids.
GCACGCCCCUAGCUGGUGUAGGGGAUAGCUACGUUUGUAUUUCGCAACAUCCGUUAAAAUAAGCAUCGACUCAUCAUUAUUUGUUAGUAUAAGUGCGGAUAUCUUGACGUCCUGAGCAACAAAGCAAGACAUGGCUACGGCCUCGCCUUCUCGCAGACAGAUUAGGAGACAGCAAUCCAGGGAUGUUUGGAAAUCAGAUCUCCAGCAAUUCUUCAGUUUUGUUCGUCGAGGCAAUAUUGCUGAAGUCGAUCGAUAUAUAAAGAAAGGUGGAAUAGAUGUCAAUGUUAAAGAUCCCUGGGACAAUUGUCCAUUGUACCUGGCAAGUCUGUGUGGACACCUUCACAUGGUGGAAUACCUAUUAAAAGCAGGUGCCAGGUAUGAUGCUCAGAGUAUAGAGGGGCAGAGGUGUUUCUUGUCAGCCCUGACAACAGACAUCAGACAAGCUCUAAAAGCAUACCAUUCUGAAUCCUCAAGUCAUGUCUCGGAGAAACCUGAAGACAGUCCAGGUGUCUCUGACCUCACAGUAUUCCUACAAAGUAUGUAUGAACGUACCCCAGACUUUGACCUUGAACUUGUGGUCGCUGACCAGACAUUCUUAGGACACAAAUGUAUCCUUAGUGUCCGGUGUGAUUACUUCUACAGAAGACUAACUGCUCCAGAUGCAUUUCAACUCAAGACUAUAGAGCUGACAGACCCUGUGUUUACUCCUGAGAGUAUGCGAGCAAUACUUCAGUUCCUUUACACUGGGGCACUGGAUAUACCGGUAGAGGAUGUGGAAGACACUCAGAGGCUUGCUGCUUAUCUUGGAUUUACAACGCUUGCAAACUGCAUUGAAGCUGAACUAAAACAGAAAAAAUCUGAACCCACAGGAGAAGAUCCUCCAGAGGUUGUGAUCAGUGUACAGGAUCCGAUGUUAAGCUUGGAUCUGAUAUAUGACUUAAGGAGGCUCGCUACAUCUGCUGUACCACAACAACUACACCACCUGGUUGGGGGUAAAGUGGAUUCCUCUACAGAGGCGAGCAAGAAGGACAUUGCUAACACAGCUAACAAUAUUCCAAUCUUCCCCGAUAUUUGUUUCUGUGUCGGAAAUCAACAGUUUGAAUGCCACAAGAUGUUUUUCUAUGGGAGAAGUGAGUACUUCAGGAUUAUGUUAAUUGAGAAACAAGAUGACCAGCCACCAGCCUUAGAGGGAUACAGGCCAAUGGUCAAGCUGGAUGACAUUACAGUCGAGGACUUUGUUCAUGUUAUCUCCUAUCUGUACCAGGAUCAGUGCACAGUUGAUGCUGCAACUCAGGACAGUCUGUUAGAAAUUUGUGACCGAUGGACACUACCUGAGCUGAAGUUACAACUGAGCAAUGAUGUCGGAGAGGUGACCGUGGACAACGUCAUGCAGAUAUAUAAAGAAACCAGACAAGAAAACAUCCGUGAGAAAUGUUACCAGUGCAUUGUUGAAAACUUCAUGAAGUUAGCUUCAAAGCACGAGUUCCACCAGUUUAUAAAGAGAGAGUUACCUGCUCCUGGUAAAGAGACAAAAGUAGUGAAGACAUCUCUGAUAUCAAGGCUUCUAUAUCAUAUGCGUAUCAUGGCACACACGUGGCAUGAAAAGAGGACUGCUAAUGAGAAAAUAAAGAGACUGAACUACAUCAUAUCUAACAGACUUGGCUACCAAGCGGAGUUUACUUUGUUUGAUGUUUCACCUGUACCGCCUGAGAGUAUGAGAAGAGAGAAUCACUCACACGACACCCCAAAACCUGUUAAAGAAAAAAACAACUCUUGCACUAUAUCAUAAAGUUUUUGACCUGCUAGUAUGAAGAUAAGAUAUCACAGUGGGCACUUCCAAUGUUAUCAUUAACUAGCUUUAUGGCUACAUUUGAACAACUAAUUCUUCAUAUUUAAAAAUCUCAAAGUUCUUAAACUUGGAACUUUUAGUUAAAGAUACCAAAUCACCAUUCUUGGUCAGUUUAAUUUUGUUUGAUUCAAACCACUUUUGUUUCAUAAUGUCAUAAAAAAGUGUUUACUAAUUAAGAAGUACAAAAUUGACCUUUAGCCUUUGACAUUCUUACAGUGACCUUUAGUCAGUUGAUUUUCGAUUGAAUUCUGGUAGAAUAUUUACUUUGUGAUAUCACAUGAAUAUGUUUAUCAAUUUAAGAAAUAAGAAGUGUUUUACUUAGACUUUUGACCUGUUGACCUUGACAUUGGUCUGUAGACUUGACUUGUAGAGUAUUUGACACCUAAAUGUAAUGUAACAAUUUUACACUUUGGCUCUUGCGGGUGAUAUGUGUGGAACCAUUGUUUUAGAAAAGGAAUUUUGAUAUUAGUGCUAUAUUUGAAUACUAUAUUUCUAUGCAUAUUUGUAGUUUGUCUGAAGUUGUUUUGGAAUACUUGUUUCUUGCUAAUAUACACCUUGCUCUAUUUGUACACAAAUUAACAUGUAUGUAAUUAAAAGUGAUCACACUUUAAAAUGUUGCAGUUAAGUGAUAUUGUCUGUGAAAUUUAGCAUCCAUUCUCUGUUGUAUGAUCUAUGUAUGAAUUACUUUCAUCCAAAUUAUGUUUAGCUCGGUAGUAACUACAGCUAUUUACCUGGGUUACAUACUCCCCCUCCAGGACCUCAUCCUCAAGUUUUCCAGAGGAAACAGUAAUUUUUAGCUGCUAUUUUUUUUACAUAUACCUUCUUUGUUGUCUUUACAUGUGUACCUAUGUAGAAGAGGUCAGUAUUUAUGUCAAUGUCCCCGAACUACGGAACUCUUGCUUAUUAGUCUUACUCAUAACACACUUUCGUUUCACUUGGACAAGAGAGUUACAUUUUCUGAAUGGAUAUUAAAAGGUGUAGGGUUACCUGCCCAACCUUGUGGGUAUCCUGAUUACCCUCAACAAUAAGACCCAUUUCACUACAAUCUGGGCUACAGGGACUUCCCAACCCAUAUUCACUAUAAUACAUACUGCCAGACAUUAUAUGGAUGAUGGGUUGGGAAUUCAUACGAAGGCCUUGUGAUCGAGGCCAACAAGAGUGAAUCAACUUUCUUGAGCUUGUGCUGUAAAAUAAAUAAAAUUCAUCAAAGUGAUUAAUCUAAAGAGAAUGAACUUUUUAAUUUCGAAGUUUACAGUAUUAGUUUUCAACAUAUCAAUACCAUUAGUUGCUUCAGUAUGCUGUCAGAUAAUGUGGAAGAUUUUAUCAAUAUUGCUGUAUUUCCAGUGUUGUUUGUUGUCUUUUAGGAAACAGUCUGUGAACAUCAAUCUGUGACAAUAUUUUAGUCUGUGAUAAUUUGAUAUUUAAAGUGUAACCAUUAUUUUAUAUAAAAUUUACAUGCAUAUUAUGAUGAAUUGUAAGAAAUUAUGUAAAGUUUGGCUUUGGAAGUUAGGAUCGUUUCCAUUGUUCUUAGCUCCCAAGGUUGAGGUCCAGGGUAUUUGACAUGCAGCUUUUGAACCUGACUGUAGUGUUACUGUCGCUGUGAUAGGUUUUAGCUGUUUAUACAUGUGAAGAUAUUAUUUUUUAAUCCACUCACAAAAAAGUUUUUAAGUACUUUUUGCAAAACUUGCAUUUGUAUGAAAAUAUUUUACUUUUAAUCACAUAAUUUAUUACUUAG